CAAAACGCAACCGGAAGUGGCUGAACCACAUGGACAAGUGUGUUGCCAUAUCUGAAUGUGGACAUUUCUAACGAGUAAAUAGUUUUGUCAAAGUUGUUUGUCAUGUUGCGAAGAGCGUUUAAGCGGUCGGGGAUCGAGUCCCACUCUCAGGCAGAAGACACACAUGCUAAGCGAAACAGAGAAGAUGCUUCUCUCGGUAUAAACAAUCGUGAGACAAUUGGAAAUGAAACUACAGAUAGAGAACUUGAAGGGAUCGUCUUUGGUGGUGAUUUGCUGAGCGAAAUUGAUCAUGGUUUGUUAAAAAACGAAAGGAAAACCCAAAUGAAAAAAUGUGUUUUCAGUAUGGAUGAGCAGAAACCUGCAUGGGAUGAUGAGUUUGAGGAAACCGAAACAAAAAUUGGGCAACCGCCAGUGCCUAACUGGGCCAAGCUGGAACGCGAUGAUCUUGAUCGUGACGUUGAAAAGUUGCUCCAUCGUACAGGUGACUUCUUAGUUGAAUCUACUUCCCUCCCUUCAGGCCUGCUGCAAAUCAAGAAACUAGCUGAUGCUAAUGCAGAUGACACGAGAGGAAGCAAGAUCCAGAAUGUGGAGUUCCACCCUACAGCCAAGGUGAUUUUAACAGCAGGAUCAUCACACAGACUCAACCUCUUUCAGAUUGAUGGAAAACACAACCCCAAAAUCCAGAGUGUCUUUUUUGAUGACUUCCCAAUACAUUCAGCUCACUUCACCAAAAAUGGUGACGAGAUCAUUGUUGGGUCGGAUCGCAAGAAUUUUAUGUUUUAUGAUAUGAUAGGAGGUAAAGUGGGUAACGUACCUAAGAUGAAAAGACUGGAAGGUAGUAAUUUGGCCAGGUUUGAAGUGUCACCUGAUGGCAGAUAUCUAGUCUUUCUUGGCAAAUACGGGUCAAUGCAUGUUCUUAGCGCGAAAACAAAGGAAUGGAUUACAUCUUUGAAAAUGAAUGGGGAUGUCUAUUGUGUAUCUUUCACAAGAGAUGGUACAAGGAUGUUUUCUUUUGGAGACACUGGCACUGUGUUUGUGUGGGACAUGAAUACUCUAAGUUGUGUGCACACUUUCAUAGAUGAAGGGUGUGUCCAGGGUACGUCCAUUGCAGUCUCACCAAAUAAUCAAUAUGUUGCAUGUGGCUCCCAAAGCGGCAUUGUCAACAUAUAUGAUACCGAUGUUUGCCAGAAAAGCCGCUCACCAAAACCUCUGAAGGCCAUUAUGAAUCUUACAACUGUUUGCAACAAAGCCAAGUUUAAUUGCACAUCAGAGAUCCUAGCAAUUCUAUCCAAUGAAAACAUGAAAUCGCUUAAGUUGGUUCAUUUUCCAUCACUACAAGUAUUUUCAAACUUUCCUGAGCAGACAGACAGACAACUGCAGGUCCCCAAGUGUAUUGACUUUUCACCAAACGGAGGCUAUAUGGCUGUUGGCAAUCAGAAAGGGCAGGCCUUGCUCUAUAGAUUAAAACAUUACACUGAAUACUAAUGGAAAUAAUGCUAGUUUCAACAACUCACAUGUUUGUAUUGUUUAGACUGUUUAACUUUGUUAAACCUCAAAGAAAGGAUGUUACAUGGUUAUCAUUAUUAAACUGUUUGAUAUGUU
This is a messenger RNA of Haliotis rufescens (red abalone), 1602 nucleotides long. RefSeq names its product U3 small nucleolar RNA-associated protein 18 homolog. Gene Ontology annotation, molecular function: protein binding. The coding region runs from base 103 to 1485 and encodes 460 amino acids. Gene Ontology annotation, biological process: rRNA processing. Lineage: Eukaryota; Metazoa; Mollusca; Gastropoda; Lepetellida; Haliotidae. Gene Ontology annotation, cellular component: Pwp2p-containing subcomplex of 90S preribosome; small-subunit processome. The record is from RefSeq and is a predicted model, not a curated record. The transcript has a single exon.